ACGGGCGUCUUGCAGUUACUUGUACAAAAUUGAUCAGAUCUGAGCAAUUUGUUUAAAUCGUAAUUAAAUAUGAACUUUAACCUUUUUCGGUUUGCCAUGUCUCGAUUCAGUUUCCUAAAUCUGUCUAAAAUGAGCACAAAUAUUUUAUUUAAAAAUCUGAUAGAAAAUAAAAAGAAAAUAUUCAUUCAAAAUAAUUUAUUAAGUCGCAGGCAUGUAAUAUGUUGUGAUGCAUUGUUUAUUACUUAUUCCGUUAGUUUAUUUGGUUUGUUUAAAAGUGUUGAUGAGGAUGAAACACCAGAGAAUAAACUAAUCACUACCAUCAAACGAUCCAUUUUGUGUAUUCAGCGGGAACAAUACGACAGAGCUGAACAAAUGUUACAUUUGGCUUUAAAAAUGUCGCAAGAUUUACAAAGUAAGGAAGGCAUUACUUAUGUUUAUGACAUAAUGGCAAAUUUAGCUAUGGAAAGAGAACAAUUCAAAAAAGCGGAAAAGUUAUUUGCUGAAGUUAUGCGCAGAUUGUUAGGAGAUGGUCUACCUGAUAACAACCCUAAGGUAAAACAAAUUUUACACAUUAGUUCAAAGCUUGCUCAUAUAGCUCAACUGCAGGGAGACAUUGAAAAGGCCAAAACCGGUUUCAUAUGGACUUUAGGAAAAAUAGAAGAAUGUAAAAAUAACAUGCCUGAUGAUAUCGAUGUAAAAGAGCUGUGGGCUCUAACUACAAAUUGGUUUGGUCAAUUGCUAAUGAAAGAGAAUAAAUUCAAACAAGCUAAACAAUGUUUUGAAGAUGCGUAUGAUUGUUUUAUAAAAAUUCAUGGAGCUUGUAACGAAGAAGCAGUCACAAUCUUAAAUAAUUUAAGCGUUGUAUGUACAAGUAUGGGACAUUUUGGUGAAGCUAGAAGAUAUAUUUUGAAAGCUUUGGAUUUAGUUAAAAGUAUAAAGGAUACAUCACAAGAAGGUGUUUUACUCGCUAAUUUGGGAUUAAUUUAUCUGCGAGAAGGCUUAAUCAACGAGGCAAAAACUUAUUGUUCCCAAGCUUGGAAAACUGGUAAAACUCAGCAAAAUGACGCUGCUAUUGAACAAGCAGAGUAUUGUCUCAAUGAAAUCAAAACAUAUACAAGUAAAUGACUGAGAUCAUUCUGAUUAUUGUUAUCUUACAAUUCAUUAAAAAACCAAAGUGGUCUGUAUAGUCUGGUAAUUGGUUAGCACAAACUUAAACAAAAUACAUUAGAACAGUGAUGUUCAUCCCAUACAACAAUUGUUUAAAAAAUUUAAACACAUUUGUUACGCUCUUUUAAAGAGCGUAAUAAAUGUCUCAUUUUUUCAGAAAUUCAAUAAGCAUUGUUGUUGGUUGGUUUUUUGAUGAAGCAUAGCAAACACAUGCGUUUCAAUUACAAUUGAACACAAAAAAACAAAGUUAAAAAUAAAUAAAAAAUUUGAGAGUAUUUCGGCCGUAUAAUGUAUAUUCUUUCAUUUCCUUAAAAUUUAAAUUAUAUUCAUUUAAUAAAUUGGUUUUAUUUGACAAAAAUUCUAAAUUUAAACUUUCUUCAUUUUGUUAUUAUUUUAAGUGUUUGACAUUAUGUUUGCUGGGUAGCUCUCUCACCAAAUAUCUUCAUUUUUAUUUUUGAACAUCACUGCAUUAGAACUAUUUUUUACAUCUUUUUUUAAAAUAUAUGUAUGAGUUAAAGCCCAACCAUAAUUAGUUCAAGCAACCUUAAGAACGUUUGAAAAUUCAUCGAACAUAUUGUUAUGAUCUGACAAACAAGUUGCAUUAAUUAAUUGACUCAAUAUUUUUAUUAUUUUUUGUUUGUUUAUUUAUUUAUGAUGGCUUUUUCUUUAAGUGGAUUAAGCCAAUUAUGAAUAGGUCUUUUUUAUUUUUGUUAAAUUAAUUCAAUAUUUUUUUAAAUAAUAUGUACUCGUAUAACAAAAAGUCCAAUAAAAAUAAAAUUUGUUAACAAAUGCAGCAAA
Molecule: messenger RNA, 1965 nt
Organism: Calliphora vicina (urban bluebottle blowfly)
Lineage: Eukaryota; Metazoa; Arthropoda; Insecta; Diptera; Calliphoridae
Gene: Ttc19
Product: tetratricopeptide repeat domain 19
Exons: 4
Coding region: 70-1125 (351 amino acids)
Biological process (GO): mitochondrial respiratory chain complex III assembly
Cellular component (GO): mitochondrial inner membrane
Molecular function (GO): protein binding
Source: RefSeq, a predicted model, not a curated record